CUUUUUUGUUUUUUUGUUUACGUUUAAUACGGAGGGGAAUUGGGCUAGCUGGGAACCUGGAACCUGAAAUACAUAAUCAAGUGAAAAAAGUUUCAACAAUAGCAUACGGAUCAUUCAUAUCUUUACGUCAAACUUGAAACGACUUAAUAAUAUUAGAAAUGACUAGUGCAGUUUAUCUUGAACACUAUUUGGACAGUUUAGAAUCUUUGCCUAUUGAACUACAAAGGAAUUUCUCUCUGAUGAGAGAUUUAGACAACCGUGCUCAAUCCCUCAUGAAGGAGAUUGAUUGCCAUGCAGAAGACUACCUAAAAGUAGUCUCUCAAACAAGUCCAGAAAAGCGGAAAGAACAAAUGGAAAAGAUCCAGAAGCUUUUUAAUAAAGCCAAAGAAUAUGGAGAUGAUAAAGUUCAGCUGGCCAUUCAGACUUAUGAACUGGUUGAUAAACACAUCAGACGUCUUGACUCAGAUUUGGCCAGGUUUGAAACAGAGAUUAAAGAAAAAUCCUCUGUUGCAACUCUCUCAGCAGAAGAGGACACCCCACCAGUAGUCAAAAAAGAUAAGAAAAAGUCUGUUGAAAAAGUGGAGAAAAAGAAGAAAGGAAAUAAAACAAAUAUCAGUACUACUGCCAGUGAAGUUCCGAUGAAAGUUGAAGAAGGUCCAGCACGCAAGAAAUCAAGUAAAAAGAACGUUGCAGCUGCAACCACUCCCGAAAAUUCAGCCAAUUUUGGUCUCACUACCAUUGGGCAUUCGGCUGAUGUUCUUGACAUGCCAGUGGAUCCUAAUGAGCCUACGUACUGUCUUUGUCAUCAAGUUUCAUACGGAGAAAUGAUUGGCUGCGAUAACCCUGACUGCCCAAUUGAAUGGUUUCAUUUUGCUUGUGUCAGCCUCACGACCAAACCAAAAGGGAAAUGGUUUUGCCCGAAAUGUUCCGCAGAUCGAAAAAAAAAGUGAAGAAUUGAUCGACUUGUUUUCUCUUAUUGUCAUUGCUCAUUGGAAAAAAAAUCCGCAUGCCAUUAUCGGUUUCUAAAAUAUACUUAUGCUGCCCUUCAUAAGGUAAUUUAAA
Molecule: messenger RNA, 1062 nt
Organism: Daphnia magna
Lineage: Eukaryota; Metazoa; Arthropoda; Branchiopoda; Diplostraca; Daphniidae
Gene: Ing5
Product: inhibitor of growth protein 5
Exons: 6
Coding region: 159-950 (263 amino acids)
Biological process (GO): regulation of DNA-templated transcription
Cellular component (GO): nucleus
Source: RefSeq, a predicted model, not a curated record